AUGGGGACCCCCGACCUUGCCUGCGAAAAUCAACCCCAUGUCAAAAAUAAACAAGGUGACAUACGGGGAACUACAAAAUCAAGCAAACAAACGCUACCUACCUCAGCAGCUUGGGCGACCCGCUCGGCAGCCUGCGUCGCCGCCUCAGGGGCAUUUCCUGCCUACAAAAAACUGCCCCAGAUUAAGGCUGCUGUUUCUGCGCUUUGGAAUACUCGUGGCUUGAACUGGCCUUCUUCAGUCGAGCAACACAGGCAUAAAACCGGAGAUCUAGACAUGCUUGAUUGGCUCAAAGCCAUGUUUGGUUUCCAGAGGGACAACGUCAGGAAUCAGAGAGAGCAUCUGAUUUUGCUUCUAGCUAACUCUCAUAUAAGGAGCACUUAUAAAAGGGUAGAGGAGAGAGAAAAAGUUGCUCCUGAGAUUAUCGCGGCUGCCAGAGAUGUCCAGGCGAAGACGGAGAUUUAUACGCCUUACAAUAUUCUUCCUCUGGAUGCUGCUGGUGCUUCCGUGCCUAUUAUGCAAUUUGAAGAGAUUAAGGCUGCUGUUUCUGCGCUUUGGAAUACUCGUGGCUUGAACUGGCCUUCUUCAGUCGAGCAACACAGGCAUAAAACCGGAGAUCUAGACAUGCUUGAUUGGCUCAAAGCCAUGUUUGGUUUCCAGAGGGACAACGUCAGGAAUCAGAGAGAGCAUCUGAUUUUGCUUCUAGCUAACUCUCAUAUAAGGCUACACCCUAAACCCGAGCCUUUCAACCUGCUUGAUGAUCGUGCUGUGGAUUCAGUGAUGAAAAAUCUCUUUAAGAAUUACAAAACAUGGUGCAAAUUCUUGGGACGAAAACAUAGUUUAAGACUUCCUCAAGGACAGCAAGAGAUACAGCAGAGGAAGUUGCUUUAUAUGGGCUUGUAUCUUCUUAUCUGGGGUGAAGCGGCCAAUGUUCGCUUCAUGCCAGAGUGUCUAUGCUACAUAUUUCACAAUAUGGCAUAUGAACUGCAUGGUUUAUUGGCUGGAAAUGUCAGCAUUGUUACCGGUGAAAAUAUCAAGCCUUCUUAUGGUGGUGAUGAUGAGGCAUUCCUUCUCAAGGUUAUAACUCCCCUGUACAGAGUAAUUGAAAAAGAAGCCAAGAAGAGCAGACAUGGAAAGGCUCCACACUCAGCAUGGUGCAACUAUGAUGAUCUAAAUGAGUAUUUCUGGUCAUCUGAAUGCUUUUCUCUUGGAUGGCCCAUGCGUGAUGAUGGUGAAUUCUUUAAAUCAACAAGUGAUUUAACACAGGGAAGAAAGGGUGCUCCAAGACAAUCUGGAAAAACUUGCAAAUCAAAUUUUGUUGAGACACGAUCAUUCUGGCACACCUUCCACAGCUUUGAUCGUAUGUGGACCUUUUUCUUACUGGGUUUGCAGGUGAUGUUCAUUAUGGCUUGGGAAGGGAUUUUGCUAUCAGAUAUAUUUCAGAAGGAUGUCUUAUAUAAUCUCUCAAGUAUAUUCAUCACAGCAUCCAUUCUGCGCUUGCUUCAAAGUAUGAUAUGUUCACUUAAGUUGCUCUUGUUUAUGUAAACUUAUCACCCUCUACUAUCAGGAUCUCUAGUAGCAAUCAUUUUAUAUUGAUGGUCUGAUUAUCUUAUUAGUUCAAAAAGCUUGACAUUUCAUAUACUGGAAGUUGCAUGAAAAUGUCAUAUGAGCAGUACAAACUUCAUAAGUGAUAUGAGAAGCAAGAUAGCGCUGAAUUAUAUUUUGGUUUUUUGGCAUGACAAAUUCCACCUGAAAUUGAAGAAUGUUGUCAGGGUUCUUUGCCUCCUUCAUUUCCCUGUUAGGCAAGUCAGGUGCAUGCAUGAGUUAUUCCUUGCACAUCUUUCCUAUCAAUUUUUAAGUUUUUUAUUCAGAAAAGAAAUU
This is a messenger RNA of Cajanus cajan (pigeon pea), 1878 nucleotides long. The record is from RefSeq and is a predicted model, not a curated record. Lineage: Eukaryota; Viridiplantae; Streptophyta; Magnoliopsida; Fabales; Fabaceae.